UCUGGAGCAGCGUUUAAAGGAACUUCAUCUGGUUAGCGCGCCCCUCCGUUUCCACAACGCCGUACAAUGGAUCCCAAAUGCCCAGCGCUCUGCCCGACCUGUGCAGACACAGCCUGCAGCGACAACUCCGUGAAGGGUAGAAAGAUGUCCCCAACCAAGCACCUACUGUUCAUUUCCAUUGCGUUCAUAAUGUACAUCAUAGAAGGAGUGUCUGCAGCGGAAACACUAUGUGGUGGUGAACUGGUGGACACACUACAGUUUGUCUGCGGUGACAGAGGAUUUUAUUUCAGCAGACCGACUGGGCGCUCCAACAGCCGCAGACAGAACCGAGGAAUAGUAGAAGAAUGUUGCUUCCGUAGCUGUGACCUGGGCCUCCUAGAACUCUACUGUGCAAAGCCGGUCAAGAAAGAGCGCGAUCUCUCUGGGACGCCUUUCAACCUUUUACCACCAGCAAACAAGGAAAACUUUAGGAAGCCUUUGGUUGCCAAGUAUUCAAAAUAUGACUUCUGGCAGAAAAGAUCUGCCCAGCGUCUUCGAAGAGGCAUUCCUCCAAGUUUCAGGGCCCUGAGGCUCAGGAGGCAGGUUGACGAAGUCCAGAGCUUACAGUAUGUCAAAAUGCUCAAGCCACUUCUGACUCUCCCUGUCAGACAACCUCUUGAAGUCCGAGCAUCAUCAAAGAAAUACUUCAGUCAGGAAUGAUGAAGAAAUAUUUUGCACAUUUCUUGUGGUAAAAGACAGGGAUUAUAGCUUUGUACAUGACGUCAUUUCUGUGGCAUUCCAACUGGGUUAUUGUUCCCCUUCACCACCCUCUUUCGUUCCCCCACUCGACCUUCCCUCCAGGCCGUUACAUACACUUCCCAUUCACCCCUUUCCCACAGCCAACAAAGAAGCGCAAGGAUACCAUUGCAGCCCAGUAGAAGUGAUACCUGGCUGGCAAAAGAGGUUGCAGCGUCAGUUGUUUGGGCCAAGGGGGUCACACCGCAGAGUACAGUUUGUUUUCCAUUCAAAUGUCAUGCAAUGCAGUCUAGAUAAUGUAGCCUCGAUUGUUCUGCACCUAUACAAGAAGGGACAUCAACACUUUGUGGAAUACUUAGUGUCAUCCAGAUCGUGCACCUUUUUUAACUAAAAUGAGAUUAGGAGGUCCUGUAAGGGACAAGACAGUGGUGUGUUUGUGUGUGUGUGUGCAGUCUCACAUUGCCGCAGAUUGCGUCUCUUUUUUAAAAUUGUGUUUCUUUGGCACUAUUUCUUUGAAUGAUAAGUGUGGUCAUACACACUUGUGUUACGGUGCUAACUUUCUUUAAAAGAAGCAAAAGAGCUGACUCGAAGAACUGAGAUUUGAUAAAUGCACGAACAUCAAAUAGAACUUGAAAUGAACUUUCCGUUUUAGGAAAUGUGUUAUUUUUAAAUAAAAAUAUUUAGCUUGGUUUUGGCGGUGCAAGAUAAGCAAGGAGAAGACAAAAGACAUUUUAAAUAAGACGAAAUCAAAGGGAAACAGCAGUGUUGUAAUUAUUUUUUUCUAUAUUUUGCAACUUUAUUUCUUAUUCUUAGUUACUUGCUUUGCUUUGAAAACCUAUGUGAACUCAACGUUAGUGACCAGAAGCAGUCUCUUUUUGGAAUUAGUCUGAGCUAUAUCUUGCAGUGUUGAGCCGCCAAGCUAUCAAAUAAAAAGGCACUGCGUAAAGGCAUUAUUUAUUUUAUGUAAAAUGUAUAUAAAAAAUUGGUCCAAAUAAUGUACUUAGCACUGAUGAGCAACUGCAAAGACAUAAACUAUUUUGUCUAAUUUUGUACUAGUAAAGCUUUCGUAGAUGCUUUGUACCAAAAAAAUGUAAAGAAAGUCUCCUCUCACCCUUUCUCUCACCCACGCACACUCUUGGGAGUUAUUUGGUAUUGGAAGCCUCUGUGAGGUGCCUUGAUUCAGCCAAAUGACCUCAGGUCCUUUGUUCUUUGUGAAAGCUACGUAUAUCCAUGCUCACUGUUGUCGGCCAUGGUCUGAUCAAGUGCAAUUACCUGGUUACAGCUCAGUCUUGUUCUUCAUCCUGCAUUGUGUUAUCAGCUUUUGUUUCUUAUCAGUUUUGUCAAUCACUUCUGGUUUAAGUUACUCCUAGCUCUGUUCACCAUGGCUUUGUCAAAAAAUGGAAAGCUUCAGUUUUUUUAAAGAGCUCAAAAUGUUUCAUCAUUUACAUAGUAAUCAAAAAAAAACCUAGUUCUUUUGUCAAAUGUUUGCAUCAGCCAGUAUGAAGGGAAACAUCUGCAGUCGCAUUAGUUAAAGCUUUUUACUUUUUUAAAUGUUUUAGUAAAUACAGUUAAGGUGUACUCUUGUUAACUAAUAUAAUGUCUUGUAUUUAACAUGUGCACUCAACCAACACUAGACACUAGAGAAAGAUGAGAUUCACUAUCAUUGUACUUUUCUUGUUAAUAUCAAUAAAAACAAUUUAUUACAAUACA
Mobula hypostoma (lesser devil ray) is the source of this 2445-nucleotide messenger RNA. RefSeq names its product insulin-like growth factor 2b (gene igf2b). The record is from RefSeq and is a predicted model, not a curated record. The coding region runs from base 67 to 699 and encodes 210 amino acids. Gene Ontology annotation, biological process: positive regulation of glycogen (starch) synthase activity; regulation of muscle cell differentiation; positive regulation of activated T cell proliferation. NCBI's taxonomy places the organism in Eukaryota, Metazoa, Chordata, Chondrichthyes, Myliobatiformes, Myliobatidae. Gene Ontology annotation, molecular function: protein serine/threonine kinase activator activity; hormone activity; insulin-like growth factor receptor binding. The transcript has 4 exons. Gene Ontology annotation, cellular component: extracellular region.